Vitis riparia (riverbank grape) is the source of this 630-nucleotide messenger RNA. RefSeq lists its product as uncharacterized. The coding region runs from base 1 to 630 and encodes 209 amino acids. The record is from RefSeq and is a predicted model, not a curated record. The transcript has a single exon. Lineage: Eukaryota; Viridiplantae; Streptophyta; Magnoliopsida; Vitales; Vitaceae.
AUGGAUGACUUGUUCCGGUGUGCGAGCAAAUACUCAAUGCUCGAAGAUGACGUGCGAGCAGCCACCCAGCAAAUCUUGGUUGUCGGACAGGCACCCAGAAAUGGUGCGAAAAGAAGUGCCAAACUUCCGGAUCGGCCAAGGCCAUCCGAUCGAAGACAGGAAGGGCCAAGUCGCCCGGAAAUGCCGCCCCUCACACCCCUUUCCAUAUCCUAUGAGAAUCUUCUCCCUAUGAUCCAAGACAUGUCCGACUUCAGGUGGCCUAGACCCCUCGGAAUGUACCCAUCCAAAAUGGAUCAUAGUAAAAAAUGUGCCUACCGUAAGGACCAUGGUCACACAAUAGAAACGUCCAGGAGCCUCCAUUAUUUGGUCGAAAGGCUCAUAAAGGCGGGACAUUUGAAGCAAUACCUCCGCUCAAAUGCCAGAGGUAGAGACGCUUCCCGAAAUCACAACUCUGGAACCCCCAAGGCUCCAGCCGCCCCCAAAGCCAUUAUAAAUUAUAUCAACGGAAGCCCAUCAGACGAGGAGCACAACUCCAAACGAAAGAGACAGAGAUUGUUGCGGGAAGCAUUGGUGCGUGAGCGUGUCAACUCCUUCCAGCCUGGGAUAACUGCGGGGGCCCUCGCCCCAUAG